This is a messenger RNA of Strongyloides ratti, 603 nucleotides long. RefSeq names its product PAN-1 domain and Apple-like domain-containing protein. The record is from RefSeq and is a predicted model, not a curated record. Lineage: Eukaryota; Metazoa; Nematoda; Chromadorea; Rhabditida; Strongyloididae. Bases 1 to 603 code for a protein of 200 amino acids. The transcript is spliced from 3 exons.
AUGACGAAAGUACUAUCGACUAUCUUAUUUUGUACCUUUUUUGCUAUAGUUUUUUCUACAACUGAAUGGUUCGGUGAUUUAAGAGCACAAUAUAAUCCAUUACCUGCUGGAGAAGAACCAUUCUAUGAUGUGAUGUAUGAUGAUACUGUAUGUCCACAAGGAUUAAAAUCUAAAGCAAUUCCAGAAUAUGUAUAUUUUGGAGCAAUGGUAGCAUCAUUUUCAACAAAUGAUAAAAAUGAUUGCUUACAAUCAUGUAUUACUAAUACCAAAUGUAAAGCAGUCAACUUUUUUGAACCCAUUAAAAGAAAAGAUAAAGGUUUUUGUGAACUUCUUUCUGAAAACCAAUACGAUAAUCCACGAUUAUUACGAUCAUUUAAAAAAGCUACAUAUUAUGAAAAUGUAGCAUGCCGUUACACAACUGACAAUAAUUUAUCAGGAAUUUCAAAAGCCAAAGCCGUUAUUCCGGUUUUUCGAAAUGAUAAAAGAAAACAUGAAUCUAUUAUGAAUGCAAUAAAUCCAAAAGAUAGUAGAGAAUAUUCCUUAUCAAUGUUAAAAAAAAUUGCAGACAAAAUUCAUGAAUUCAAUUCACGUUUCCGUUCUUAA